AUGUAUCGUCAAAGCAUCAUCAAAGCUGCCCGUCCAGCACUGCGUCUGCAAUCCCGCGCUGCAUUCACAACAACGGCUCGAAGCAUGGCCGGUGAGACUGGAGCUCCCCGACCAACUGGUCAACUCCAUGGUGACGCAUUCACAAAGCGCGAAAAAGCAAACGAGGAUUUCACCAUCCGCGAGCGGGAGAAGGAGAAGCUUCUCGAGCUCCGAAAACGCCUUGCUGAGCAACAUGACCAUUUGAAGAAGCUUGAAGAACACAUUGACGAGCUAUCCAAGAACUCCGGCGGCGAGCAGAACUAA
Venustampulla echinocandica is the source of this 303-nucleotide messenger RNA. RefSeq lists its product as uncharacterized. Gene Ontology annotation, biological process: negative regulation of ATP-dependent activity. The record is from RefSeq and is a predicted model, not a curated record. The transcript has 3 exons. Gene Ontology annotation, molecular function: ATPase inhibitor activity. Bases 1 to 303 code for a protein of 100 amino acids. Lineage: Eukaryota; Fungi; Ascomycota; Leotiomycetes; Helotiales; Pleuroascaceae. Gene Ontology annotation, cellular component: mitochondrion.